GAUAUUGCCCGUUGUCACACUUUUGCGUGCUUUAUGUUUUUAAUACCGACCAAAUUGUUCGAUUUUCUAACAAAAAUUAAUAUUUAAAAAUAUACAACGAUGUCAGAUGGCGACUUAGAUGCCCUACGCGCCCAGCGCAUGUCCCAGAUGCAGUCGCAAUUCGGCGGCGGCGGUGGCAACGAUGCCGAAAAACAGCAGGCCCAGCAGGAGCAGAUGCGUGCCCAGGAGGAGAUGAAGCACUCGAUUCUCUCCCAAGUGCUCGACCAGCAGGCACGUGCCCGCCUCAACACACUGAAAGUGAGCAAGCCGGAGAAGGCCCAAAUGUUCGAGAACAUGGUCAUCCGCAUGGCUCAGAUGGGGCAGGUGCGCGGCAAACUGGACGACGCUCAGUUCGUGAGCAUCCUGGAGAGCGUCAACGCGCAGAUGCCGCAGAGCAAGUCGACGGUGAAGUACGACCGCCGUCGGGCGGCCAUAGACAGCGACGAUGAUGAGGAUUAUGGCUGCUGAUUGCAGAUGCUCCGUCUCCUACUCAGGGGCAGCCCGUAGCCUCAUAGGUCUAAGUUCUCUUUGCUAAAUACUUUUAUUUCUUAAUAACUUAAAACGAAAACAAGAUGCA
Messenger RNA from Drosophila obscura, 616 nucleotides. RefSeq names its product programmed cell death protein 5 (gene PDCD-5). Bases 100 to 507 code for a protein of 135 amino acids. NCBI's taxonomy places the organism in Eukaryota, Metazoa, Arthropoda, Insecta, Diptera, Drosophilidae. Gene Ontology annotation, cellular component: cytosol; nucleus. Gene Ontology annotation, molecular function: DNA binding. The transcript has 3 exons. The record is from RefSeq and is a predicted model, not a curated record.